UAGGUUUCCGUUUGUAAACGAAAGUAAUUGUACCGUGUGUUUUGUGAUAAAUUUAGGAAAUUAUCACGAUAAAUGUUACCGUAAUAGAAACGCUUAAGCUUACGACAGUAUUGUUUCGCUAUUAAGUAGUAUCGCUAAUCAUGGUUCGAAGUAGCGACAAGGAUAGGCAUCACAGGAGGAGAUCGAGAUCGCGAUCGCGAUCUCGGUCCGCUACUCCGGAAAAAAAACGUCGGCGGUCUAGGAGUAGAGAUAGGGAUAGAGAAAGAGAUAAGGGACGACACAGGGAAAGAAGAAGUCGUUCCAGAGAUCGGGACAGGGACAGAAGAGAUCGAUCCGAGAGAGACAGAGAUCGUGACAGGAAACGUGGAGACAGUAAAGAAAAGCGUCUUACAGGCUCAAAGUCUUCACGUUCAGGCAAAGAUCGGUCAAAUAGAUCAAGAUCAAGAGAGAGGAAAGAGAAAGAGAAAGGUGAUAGUGACGAGUUGCCAUUUGAUCAUACUAAAUUAGACAAGGAGGAGGAGCAGAAAAGAUUAGAGCUGGAAAUGCAAAAGAGAAGGGAAAGAAUAGAGAGGUGGCGUGCAGAAAGGAAAAAGAAAGAGUUGGAGGCAACUAAGAAAGAUGGUAAGGCAUCCAUUUUAGCAAAUCUACAGCUGCCUAUGAAAAAGUGGUCUCUGGAGGAUGACAGUGAUGAGGAGACUCCUGUUGUUCAGAAUAGCAACAAGGAAGUGAAAGAAGAUGGAGAGACGAAAGAGGAAGUGGAAGAAGUUAAGGAAGAAGCUAAAGGUGACGAAGAGGAAGUUGAUCCCCUUGAUGCCUUCAUGGCAGAGGUUCAAGAGGAAGUUCGGAAAGUGAACAAACUCGACAACAAAGGUGGAAAGAACGCUAAUAAUGGUACCGGCACAGGAGGUACUCAAAGUGGUGGUGUAGUUAUCGUAACAGGCGUAGCCAAGAAAAAAGUGCAGAAACAGAAAGGGGAGUUGAUCGAACAAAAUCAAGAUGGUCUUGAAUAUUCUAGCGAAGAAGAAGGAGAAAAUCUUCACGAAACAGCCGCCGGUAUCGCGAACAAACAGAAACGAGAAUUGGCAAAAGUAGAUCACGCGACGACAGAGUAUCAGCCAUUUAGAAAAUCAUUUUACGUCGAAGUGCCUGAAAUCGCGAGAAUGACACCAGAAGAAGUGGAAGCAUACAAGGAAGAAUUAGAAGGUAUUCGCGUGAAAGGUAAAGGCUGCCCGAAACCGAUAAAAUCAUGGGCGCAGUGUGGAGUCACCAAGAAGGAAUUGGAAGUUUUAAAGAAACUCGGUUACGAAAAGCCAACUCCCAUUCAGUGUCAAGCCAUUCCAGCAAUUAUGUCUGGUCGCGAUUUGAUAGGAAUAGCAAAGACAGGAAGCGGGAAAACAUUGGCGUUUCUGUUACCGAUGUUUAGGCAUAUUCUUGAUCAACCACCUCUGGCAGAUGGCGAUGGCCCAAUAGCAUUGAUCAUGACACCGACCAGAGAAUUAUGCAUGCAAAUUGGAAGAGAUUCGAAAAAAUUCACCAAGUCUCUAGGGCUCUCUCACGUAUGCGUCUACGGUGGUACCGGUAUAUCUGAACAAAUAGCUGAAUUAAAGAGAGGUGCUGAAAUAAUCGUCUGUACACCGGGUAGGAUGAUCGAUAUGCUCGCCGCAAAUAGCGGAAGGGUGACAAAUCUACGCAGAGUAACUUACGUAGUUCUUGACGAAGCGGAUAGAAUGUUCGACAUGGGUUUCGAGCCUCAGGUGAUGCGCAUCAUGGAAAACGUUCGACCAGAUCGACAAACUGUACUAUUCAGUGCAACAUUCCCUCGACAAAUGGAAGCAUUAGCGAGAAGAAUUUUAACUAGACCUGUGGAAGUUCAAGUUGGAGGACGAUCUAUUGUUUGCAAGGAUGUUGAACAGCACGUGGUAGUUCUCGAAGAGGACCAGAAGUUUUAUAAAUUACUUGAAAUUCUUGGUCACUAUCAGGACAAAGGUUCUGCUAUAAUAUUCGUAGACAAGCAAGAGAACGCUGACACUCUGUUGAAAGACCUCAUGAAAGCCUCCUAUUCCUGCAUGUCACUUCACGGUGGUAUCGAUCAGUGCGACAGAGACUCGACGAUAUUGGACUUCAAAGCGGGCAGAACGAAAUUACUAGUCGCCACCUCGGUCGCUGCUAGAGGUUUGGAUGUAAAACAUCUCGUACUCGUAGUAAAUUAUGAUUGUCCGAAUCAUUACGAAGAUUACGUGCACAGAUGUGGAAGAACAGGAAGGGCUGGAAACAAGGGGUACGCAUACACUUUCAUCACAUCAGAGCAAGAACGUUACGCUGGCGAUAUUCUACGUGCCCACGAAUUAGCUGGAGUUCCUGUUCCUGAACCGUUGCGCCAACUUUGGGAAGGGUAUAAAGCCAGACAAGCAGCAGACGGUAAAAAAGUCCACACCGGAGGUGGUUUCAGUGGUAAAGGCUUCAAGUUCGACGAGUCGGAGGCAGCUUUAGCAAACGAGAAGAAGAAAUUCCAGAAAGCAGCCUUAGGAUUACAAGAUUCCGACGACGAAGACAUAGAGAACGAUAUCGAUCAACAGAUAGAGAGUAUGUUAGCACCAAAGAGAACUGUCCGCGAGAUUGCCAGACCUUCUGCCACCAACAUCGCGGUUCCUGGUCAACCUGUACCUAGUGCAACGGACAAAUUAGAAUUAGCUAGGCGAUUGGCGUCCAAGAUCAACAUAGCAAAGAACUUGGGAGCUGAAGCAAAGGGUGCGACGCAGCAAGCAGCAGAAGCCAUACUCAAGGGUGCUGGUCCUACCAAUCUCAUAACAGCUAAGACAGUUGCUGAACAAUUGGCCGCCAAGCUGAAUACCAAAUUGAACUACCAGCCUCGCGAGGAGGAUCUCGUGGAAAGCGACGCAGAAGCUGGUGAACAGACGUUCCGUAAAUACGAGGAGGAAUUGGAGAUCAAUGAUUUCCCACAGCAGGCUAGGUGGCGCGUCACCAGCAAAGAAGCUCUUGCACAAAUCUCCGAAUAUUCCGAGGCUGGUCUGACAGUCAGAGGAACUUACAUUGCACCCGGUAAAGCUCCGCCAGAAGGUGAGAGGAAGUUGUAUCUCGCUAUCGAGUCUACCAGCGAACUAGCAGUUAGCAAGGCCAAAGCAGAAGUUUCGCGACUGAUCAAGGAAGAACUGAUUAAGUUACAGGCAUCUGGUGCGCAUACUGCGUCUCGUGGUCGAUACAAGGUUUUGUAA
This is a messenger RNA of Habropoda laboriosa, 3233 nucleotides long. It is a transcript of the gene Prp5, whose product is annotated as probable ATP-dependent RNA helicase DDX46. Gene Ontology annotation, cellular component: nucleus. The transcript is spliced from 6 exons. Gene Ontology annotation, biological process: mRNA splicing, via spliceosome. Gene Ontology annotation, molecular function: nucleic acid binding; ATP binding; RNA helicase activity. The record is from RefSeq and is a predicted model, not a curated record. Lineage: Eukaryota; Metazoa; Arthropoda; Insecta; Hymenoptera; Apidae. The coding region runs from base 141 to 3233 and encodes 1030 amino acids.